CUCUUCCUCAUGCGUGCAGCACAGCGUCACGUAGACCCGCAGCCGCCGGAUGUUGGAGGCUGUGAGAGACGCAGAGGAGACACGGAGGGUCAGCUGUGGGCAGCAGGGAGUCAAACCGAGACGCUUCGAUUCAGGUGAAGAGGAUCUUCUGACAGGACGAGAAGGAAAAUGCCUUCUGGUUGUGAUGAGAAAAAUGGAGAAGACCGUGAAAGUCAGUCCAUAUAUGUCAACAAUCCCCAUCUGGAGUCCAUGAAAGAAGACAUUCUGUACCAUUUCAACUUGGGCACGUCCUCCCAUGACUUAGCAGCCCAGUUUGGAGACGUCAAAUUCGUGUGUGUUGGCGGGAGUCCGUGGAGGAUGAAGUCCUUCAUUAAGUACAUUGCCGGAGAGCUGGGCCUGGCCGGUCCUGAUGCAGAGUACCCGAACAUCUGCGAGGGCACUGACCGCUAUGCCAUGUACAAAGUGGGACCUGUGCUGUCCGUCAGCCAUGGCAUGGGCAUCCCCUCAAUCUCUAUAAUGUUACACGAGCUCAUCAAGCUCCUGUACCACGCGCGCUGCACCGACGUCACUGUAGUGCGCAUCGGGACCUCGGGUGGAAUAGGUUUGCAGCCGGGCACCGUCGUGGUCACCAAGCAGUCGGUGGACGCCACGUUCCUGCCCCGCUUCGAGCAGGUGGUUCUGGGUAAGCCGGUGGUGAGGAGCACCGACCUGGACGGAGAUUUAGCGGAGGAGCUGCUGCAGUGUGGAAAAGAGCUUGCGGAGUUCGAGACCGUCAUCGGGAACACCAUGUGCACGCUGGACUUCUACGAGGGUCAGGCUCGUCUGGACGGCGCGUUCUGUUCCUACACUGAAGAGGACAAGCAGAACUACCUGGCCGAGGCGUACGCCGCCGGAGUCCGCAACAUCGAGAUGGAGUCCUCUGUUUUUGCUGCUAUGUGCAAACUCAGUAACCUGCGAGCCGCCGUGGUCUGUGUGACUCUGCUGGACCGUCAGAAAGGAGACCAGCUGACCAGCUCUCACGACGUCCUGCACAGCUACCAGCAGCGUCCGCAGAUCCUCGUGGGCCAUUACAUCAAAAAGAAGCUCAGCGCCUCCAAGAAAAAAUAAGCAGCCUGUUUUAGUGGUGGGCUGUGGAAUGUAAGUCGCACCAAAGCCUCGGUUUUUAUAUCGUCUUAUAUUUAGAGUUUACACUGAACCCCCAGCUUAGCCUCCUGUCCCGAACACGGCGUACACAAGCACUUGAAUUUAGUUUAUUAUUAUUAGUUUUACACUUUUUAAAAUUUGUUUUAAGAAGAUUCUGUUAUAAGUUCUGUAACAUUUUUGGUUUUAUGAACUGUUAGAUGAUCAAAUCAUCUGUGUUAUUGUUAUUAUUUUUACAGACAUGUCCAAAGCUUCGAGUUAAAACGUCACCAGCAGUUGUACAUUUACUGUCUAGAGUCUAGAACAGGUCUGAGGUCUCUAAGGCAUAAAGUGUCCUGUGUUUUUUUUUUUUUUAAUUUUUUAUUAUAAUUUUAAUUUCAUGAUAUAUACAGUCGUUUAUAUGUUACCAAUGAAAGUUUAUAUACAGCUGUUUUGCCAGCCACUUCAGUUUUAUACCAGAUAUUCUUGUCAAUAAAUACACAUUUUCUGUCAUUCAGCUGAAACUAAACAAUAAUAAUAAUAAUAAUAAUAAUAAGAAGAAGAAUAAUAAUCCCGAAGACUGUAGCUGAACUUGCCCCCCAGUUCUGUUUCUAUUGGAUCUGUUUAGCUUAUAUUCUUUAUUAUUCAGCCGUUGUGACCGUGAUUUAAGACCAGUCCUUCACCUACAUCACUGAUCAUAUAAUAUAGAAAUGACCUACAUAGAAAGAUGGAUGUUAUUGAUUAGGAUUGUUUCAUAAAAUGACUUUAAUUCACAAAUAUUAAAGAUAUUAAUGGUGUUCAUAUAUUUGGUAUUUUAUUGUAUUUGUGUUUGAGAUACAAUAAAAAAAAUGCACUAAAAA
This is a messenger RNA of Pygocentrus nattereri (red-bellied piranha), 1979 nucleotides long. RefSeq names its product uridine phosphorylase 1 (gene upp1). The transcript is spliced from 8 exons. Lineage: Eukaryota; Metazoa; Chordata; Actinopteri; Characiformes; Serrasalmidae. The coding region runs from base 169 to 1107 and encodes 312 amino acids. Gene Ontology annotation, biological process: nucleotide catabolic process; uridine catabolic process. The record is from RefSeq and is a predicted model, not a curated record. Gene Ontology annotation, cellular component: cytoplasm; cytosol. Gene Ontology annotation, molecular function: uridine phosphorylase activity.